CCACAUUGCAUAUACAAUGUCUUCAACAGAAAAACCAGCAUCGGUUCCUGUCCCAAAUGUGGUCCUACAACCAUCAUUCAGCAUGCCGGUGAUCGCCUUUGGAACUGGCUCCGAAGCAAACGACAACGACACCAUCAAAGCAGCGGCCAUUGAGGCCAUCAAGCUCGGUUACAGGCACUUUGACACCGCUUCCAUCUAUGAUUCCGAACAGCCUCUCGGAGAAGCCUUUGCUGAAGCCCUUCAACUUGGCCUCAUAAAUUCCAGAGAUGAACUUUUCAUCACUUCCAAGUUAUGGCUCUCCGAUAAUCAUCCCCAUCUUGUUCUCUCUGCUUUACAAAACUCACUUCAGAAUCUUGGAUUAGAAUACUUGGAUCUUUACUUGGUCCACUGUCCAAUGAGUGCAAAGCCUGAAAUAAGAAAAUUUCCUUAUAAUGAAGACGAAUUGCUGCCAUUUGACUUGAAGGGUGUUUGGACUUCAAUGGAGAAAUGCCACAGCUUGGGCCUCACAAAAUCAAUUGGAGUUAGCAACUUCUCUACCAAGAAACUUGAACAUCUCCUCUCUUUUGCUACUAUUCCUCCUGCAGUUAAUCAAGUGGAGUUGAAUCCAUCCUGGCAGCAAAAGAAUCUAAGAGAAUAUUGCAAAACCAAGAAUAUUGUGAUAACUGCAUAUUCUCCUUUGGGAGCCAAAGGAGCCAGUUGGGGUAGUAAUGAUGUUAUGAACAGUGAAUUGCUCAAGCAAAUUGCACAUGCUCAUGGUAAAACUGUUGCUCAGGUAAGUCUUAGAUGGUUGUACGAGCAAGGUGUGACUUUUGCAGUGAAGAGCUACAACAAAGAGAGAAUGAAACAAAAUCUAGAUAUAUUUGAUUUUUCACUUACAAAUGAUGACUACCAAAAGAUUAAUCACAUGAAACAGGAGCGCAAACUGAAGAACGGUCCUGCUGCUUUCGAUCUUCCUGACCUAUUUGAUGGAGAAAAUUAGAUACCACACUCAUUCAUCAGGUUUUGUGUUAUGUGCCAGAUUGGAUAAGUAUAUUUGAUUGAUGUUUUAAAUAUUUAGCUUUAGUUUUAAAUUAUUGUCUACAUAUUUGAGUGAUUGUAGUUGAUUUGUUGUUAAUGAGUUUAUAGAUGGAAUGAAGCAUUCUUCAAUCAGUGAUUUAAUUUAUUGUAAUUCUUUUGUAUAAGUUUCGCGUAAUAUAAUGGAUGUAUUUAAUGACAUAUGAUACAGUCGGAAGAGACCUAUAUAACUUGAUAUGCACAAAUAUUAUUACCUGCUGAUCAAAAGAAACGAAAAUAAAAUGACAAGCUAUGAAGAUGUAUAUAAA
Arachis ipaensis is the source of this 1322-nucleotide messenger RNA. Its product is annotated as NAD(P)H-dependent 6'-deoxychalcone synthase. The record is from RefSeq and is a predicted model, not a curated record. Gene Ontology annotation, molecular function: oxidoreductase activity, acting on the CH-OH group of donors, NAD or NADP as acceptor. Lineage: Eukaryota; Viridiplantae; Streptophyta; Magnoliopsida; Fabales; Fabaceae.